Hibiscus syriacus is the source of this 986-nucleotide messenger RNA. Its product is annotated as probable ribose-5-phosphate isomerase 4, chloroplastic. Gene Ontology annotation, biological process: pentose-phosphate shunt, non-oxidative branch. The transcript is spliced from 9 exons. Gene Ontology annotation, molecular function: ribose-5-phosphate isomerase activity. The record is from RefSeq and is a predicted model, not a curated record. NCBI's taxonomy places the organism in Eukaryota, Viridiplantae, Streptophyta, Magnoliopsida, Malvales, Malvaceae. The coding region runs from base 30 to 941 and encodes 303 amino acids.
UUGAGAUAAACAGAGAAAGAAGAAAACUAAUGGCAACAACAGCAGCGGCAGCAAAUCUUGCCUGCUUCCCUCAACCUUGGAAGGUUAAUCAUCUCAGAGCCCAUCGAAGAGUAAUUACAUGGGAAAGAAAACCCAAAUCUCCAUCACUAACUGCAACUUCAACUGCAUGCCAUUGCUCUCUUUCUCAGACUUUCCCUCUUUUCCAAGCAGCCAAACACACUAUUGAUACCUACGUCAAAAGUGGAAUGGUUAUUGGACUGGGGUCCGGUCAAGCUUCUGCCUUGGCCAUUGAGUAUUUGGGUUUCCAAAUUCGUGCAGGUGCUUUCGAAUCCGUACUGGGUAUACCAACGUCUAUAGUGAGUGCCAGUGAGGCAGCAAAGGCCGGAAUUCCAUUAGGAGAGCUUGAAAACAGUCCUCAAAUUGAUUUUGCAUUUGAUGAUGUUGACAUGAUAGAGGAAAGGACACUAAUCUCUGUCAUCGGACGCAAGAGAUUGCAAGGUGAGGAGUCCAUAAUCCAAGAGAAGUUGGUACUAAGCAUGGCUGAUCAUCUUGUAUUCAUGGUUACUGAAAAUCAGUAUAAAUGUGGCCUAGAGGGAUCUAUUCCAGUUGUAGUUGAACCAUUGAAUUGGCUGCAAACUGCCGAAGAGAUUGAGGACCUAUUUUUAGGUGAUGCAGAGGUAUGGAGGAGACCAUCUAUGGGACAAGCAGAUCCGCUUGGGGGAGACUUUCCAUUAGUCACCAAAGAAGGUCAUAACAUUAUCGAUGUCAUCUUUACAUCUCCAAUAGCCAGUCUUGCUGAAGUUGCUGAAAGCCUCGAAAAUGUCGACGGUGUCGUAGGCCAUGGAGUCGUCUCUAAAUUCCCUUGCAGAGCAAUUGUUGCAUCUGAAAGUGGAUUGUCAAUUGUUGAUAACAUUACAACAAAUGCAGUUGGGGGAAUUUAAUCAGUUGUUCCAUUGCAGCAGGUUCUCUUCUUCGGCAUAGCUCUA